AUGGUUUUAGUUCAAGACUUGCUACACCCUAGCGCGGCUUCUGAGGCCAAGAAACACAAGCUCAAGACUCUUGUGCAAGAGCCAAGAUCAUUUUUCAUGGACGUGAAGUGUCCAGGAUGCUUGCAAAUCACCACUGUUUUCUCGCACGCCCAAACUGCCGUCACCUGCGAUUCCUGCACCACUGUGCUGUGCACGCCAACUGGAGGUAAGGCCAAACUGUCUGAGGGAUGCGCAUUCAGAAGAAAGUAA
Ogataea angusta is the source of this 249-nucleotide messenger RNA. RefSeq lists its product as uncharacterized. The record is from RefSeq and is a predicted model, not a curated record. The transcript has a single exon. Gene Ontology annotation, cellular component: ribosome; cytosolic small ribosomal subunit. Gene Ontology annotation, biological process: translation; ribosomal small subunit assembly. Gene Ontology annotation, molecular function: RNA binding; structural constituent of ribosome. The coding region runs from base 1 to 249 and encodes 82 amino acids. Lineage: Eukaryota; Fungi; Ascomycota; Pichiomycetes; Pichiales; Pichiaceae.